AUGCAGUUCUUCAAGUCCAUCCUCCUCCUCGCCUCGGCCCUCGCGCCCAUGGCCUUGGCCGCUGAGCGCGUUGCUGCUCCCUCUGCCACGUCGCCCUGUGUGACCAGCACCAUCACCCUGGUGCCAUCUGGUUACACUCCUCCCGCGUCGACCGCGACUCCCACUCCUACUUCCACCCCGACCCCCACCUCGACUCCUACUCCUACCAGCACCCCGGUCUCCUCCAGCUCCUCCUUCAGCCGUGUGUCCAGCUCUACUCCCCUGAUCAAGAGCACCUCCACCGUUGUCGAGGUUAACACCGCGACUGCUGCUCCCGAGCCCGCCUCUACCUCCGCCUCUGCUUCUGCGCACGCGAACGGCGCCUCCAUCCGCCAGGUUUCUGGUGCCAUGGCUGCUGGUGUCGUUGCCGUCGCCGGUAUGCUCCUGGUUUAA
This is a messenger RNA of Penicillium subrubescens, 432 nucleotides long. RefSeq lists its product as uncharacterized. Lineage: Eukaryota; Fungi; Ascomycota; Eurotiomycetes; Eurotiales; Aspergillaceae. The transcript has a single exon. The record is from RefSeq and is a predicted model, not a curated record. The coding region runs from base 1 to 432 and encodes 143 amino acids.